AUGCGCUUCAAAAAGUUUUACGCAACUGUUUCAGAAUUGGCAAGAAAUUAUUCCCAUCAAAAUGCGUUUCAUCUGCUUCAUCGUCUUCCUCAUCCAACUGAGUUACACUCAAACCAUCGUUUCAAACCUUUAGCUCAGUUUGAAAUUGAUGACUUCAUAAAAUUUGAGGAGCCGCAAACAGAACCGUUGGAUUUGUCAAUGACAAGAAUGAUUGAGAAACGGAUUGGACCAUCAGAUUUAUCACUGCAAAGAGAACCGUUGGAUUUGUCAAUGUCAAGAACACAUAUGGGGAUUCAUAAAUUUGAGGAGCCACAAACAGAACUGUUAGAUUUGUCAAUGACAAGAAUGAUUGAGAGACGAAUUGGACCAUCAGAUCUAUCAGCGCCAGAGAUAAGUGGGGGACAAGUAGAACUCAGCGAAAUUGAUCAGAAUGAUGCAAGACCGUUGAACCUAUCAGUUCAAGAAGUGAGUAAGGAACAAACAAAUACAGGGAUUGAACCUAAGACAUUGUCCCUUCAAAAGGAAAUCUCAAGGCUGGAAGAACAUACGACUAACACACCUAAGACGUCGUUUAAAUGCAAAACAUGCGGAAAGGGUUUUGCUCGGUCAUCGGAUAUGAAGAAACAUGUGAGAAUUCACACAGGUGAUAGGCCAUUCAAAUGCGAAAUAUGCGGGAAGGAUUUCAGAAGGUUAUGGGAUCUGCGUUUACAUAAGAGAACUCACACAGGUGAUAAACCGUAUAAAUGCGAAACAUGCUGGAUGGGUUUUGCUCACUCAUCAAACAUGCGUGCACAUAUGAAGACUCACACAGGUGAUAAAUCGUACAAAUGCAGAACAUGCGAGAAGAAUUUUGCUCAGUCAUCGGGUCUGAGUCGACAUAUGAGGACUCACUCAGGUCCUUAA
This is a messenger RNA of Loa loa (African eye worm), 903 nucleotides long. Its product is annotated as zinc finger protein. The record is from RefSeq and is a predicted model, not a curated record. NCBI's taxonomy places the organism in Eukaryota, Metazoa, Nematoda, Chromadorea, Rhabditida, Onchocercidae. Gene Ontology annotation, molecular function: DNA-binding transcription factor activity, RNA polymerase II-specific; RNA polymerase II cis-regulatory region sequence-specific DNA binding. The transcript has 2 exons. The coding region runs from base 1 to 903 and encodes 300 amino acids. Gene Ontology annotation, cellular component: nucleus. Gene Ontology annotation, biological process: regulation of transcription by RNA polymerase II.